This is a messenger RNA of Onychomys torridus (southern grasshopper mouse), 2294 nucleotides long. RefSeq names its product HUS1 checkpoint clamp component (gene Hus1). The record is from RefSeq and is a predicted model, not a curated record. Bases 128 to 910 code for a protein of 260 amino acids. Gene Ontology annotation, cellular component: checkpoint clamp complex; site of double-strand break; nucleolus. Gene Ontology annotation, biological process: mitotic intra-S DNA damage checkpoint signaling; mitotic DNA replication checkpoint signaling; telomere maintenance. Lineage: Eukaryota; Metazoa; Chordata; Mammalia; Rodentia; Cricetidae. The transcript is spliced from 8 exons.
GCUUGGAAGCCGCCAUGAAGUUUCGCGCCAAGAUCGUGGACCUGGCUUGUCUGAAUCACUUCACACGUGAGCUGGCAGGGCUGCGGGGAGCGAGCGGAGAGUGCGGCUGCAGCCCUGCGUCAGUAACAUGAUAGCCAGGCUUGCCAAAACCUGCACCCUCCGCAUCAGCCCGGAGAAGCUGAACUUCGUCCUUUCGGACAAGCUGGCCAGUGGUGGGGUGAGCAUGUGGUGUGAACUGGAGCAGGAGAACAUUUUUAGUGAAUUUCAAAUGGAAGGAGUCUCUGCAGAAAACAAUGAGAUUUAUUUAGAAUUAACGUCAGAAAACUUAUCCCGAGCCUUGAAGACUGCCCAGAACGCCAGAGCCUUGAAAAUCAAGCUGACUAACAAACACUUUCCCUGUCUUACAGUGUCUGUAGAGCUGCAGUUGUCCUCAUCAAGCAGCAGUAGAAUUGUGACACAUGAUAUCCCCAUAAAGGUUGUUCCUCGAAGAUUGUGGAAGGACUUACAAGAGCCGUCUGUCCCGGACUCUGAUGUGAGUAUUUAUUUACCAGCCUUGAAGACUAUGAAGAGUGUUGUGGAAAAAAUGAGAAACAUCAGCAAUCAACUUAUUAUUGAAGCAAACCUGAACGGAGAACUGAACCUAAAGAUAGAAACAGAGUUGGUAUGUGUGACGACACAUUUUAAGGAUCUUGGAAACCCUGUAUUACCCUCUGAGAGCGUCUCUCAAAACAGACACCCCGAAGACAUGGCCCAGGUGCACAUCGACAUAAGGAAGCUCCUCCAGUUCCUUGCAGGACAGCAAGUGGCUCCCACCAAGGCUGUGUGCAAUAUUGUGAGUAACAGAACUGUGCAUUUUGACUUGCUUCUGGAAGACAUCUCCCUUCAGUAUUUCAUCCCAGCCUUGUCCUAGCCCCAUCUCACCAGACCUGGGAGCGCAGAGACAUUUGCCGUGAUGAGAGAAGCACCGGAUGAUGUGGUCAGUCAGCUGCCUGUCCUCACAGCACCACAGACUGGUACUGGUGGGCUUAUUUCUCCCCCUAUGCUGCUUAAAGGUCAAGUGGAAUGAAUGAAGUACAGUUGGAUAGUCAUUCCUUCAUAGCACUCAAAACCACCACCUGUGCCUCAUCCCUGGGUUUAAGACAUUAAGAAGAAAAGGUGGAAUUUAUUUUUUAUAGGGUCUUUUGUUGUUUUUGUUUUCCAUUGGUGCUUGAGAUGAGACCAGGGCCUUGUGUGUGCUAAGUACAUGCUCUGCCACAGAGUUGCUCCCAGCCCUAUCUAAAAUUUCCGUAGUAGUUUGUCACGGAAGUUGCAAAAAUCAUCAUCCCUAUAGAAUUGGUGUUGAAGUCAGAAUGCACAGGAGUACUGCCCAGCUAGUUUCGCGCUCAGUCCUCGGUAUGGAGUAGCUGUCUGCUUUCAGAUGUUAGUGUGCGCAUCUCUCCACCCCCACACGUCUGGGAGCUCAGUGCAAACUAGACAGCCGCUCUGUCCCCGGCAGCAUGCCUGGCUUCUCAUCACACUGUGAGCAUACAGCUGCAGCCUUGCCCAACUUACCGAAGAGUCAAGUUCAUUUCCUUCUCACUGCCUACAGAGCCGGACAGCCUGGGGAACCUACAGACUCUCACAGCCUGGAGAGACUGGGAGCCUGAGAGCCCAAAGGCCAGCCCAACCAACCCAGGUCCCGUCUUGAACUGGUCCUUUUGUGUGCUUUCUGCCUGAGCCCACUUUGGUUUUAGGUUAUAACUUAUUUUAUGUUUUUGUAGUGCUCAGGAUCAAACCUAGGACUGGGUACAUGUUAGGCAAGCACUCCUCUAUGCCAGACUAUACCCCCAGUCAUUUAAAUUAUAAUUUUGCAUAAUUCUUCCACAGUAUCAGAUCUACCCUGCUAUAAAGCACAUUGUUUUGCAUAAAACGCUUGAAGCUUGACCAUCAUGGGCAAAGCUGUGUUCUCCUUAUUGGAGCUGGCUCACGCUGGAGGGUGUACUUUCUCCAAAAACACCCUAGUAGGCUUCCUGUUUUGACUAGGUGUCAAGUGUCCCAUGGGGUGGCAACAGAAACUGUUUUAUAACAUCAGAGUCAAAGUUUAAGUUGCCUAGGAUGAGAUUUUUUAAAAGGGGAUGGGGGGACAAAACAAAUUAGAGCAUUUCUUUGGGGGCUUUUCCAUAUUAUUUAGGGAAAGUACUGGUCCUCAAGUGCUGCUGGGAUUCUCUUUUGCUGUUUCAGUUUUUAUUAGGUUCUCAUGCAGUAAAGCUGGCCUUGAAUGAGUUGUAGCUAAUAUUGGCCUUGAACUCCUGAGC